AUGUAUGUUUUGGGUGAUUUCAAUGACCGAGUGAUUUUAGAUUGUGAUGAGGAGAGUCUAGGCAUGGAUGGUACAGUGACAGCCAUCCGGCGGAAACUGGAUUUGAAGUAUAUUGACCGGGUGAUGUCAGGUCGAGGUCUGUGUGUUAUGAUUAACCAAAUUCUACAAGUGGAGCCAAUGCCCAUCCUGGGUCCCAAUGAUGGCCGCACGUGCUAUCGAGUGGUGGCCGAAGUCAUCCUCUUCAAACCCCUACCCCGAGAAGUCCUACUGGCCACCAUCAUCUCGGGCGACGCACUCGGACUACGACUCAGUACUGGUUUUUUCCAAGACAUACGCAUUCCAGCCCACAUGCUUCCCACCAACUCCAAAUUUGACGAGGGAGAAGGUCAGUGGAAAUGGGUGGUUGAGGGAGUAGACCGCAACCAAGACCUCUACUUUGAGAUCGGUGCUCUGUGUCGGUUCCGCGUUGUCGACUUGGUUUUCAGCAACGACAAAAAAGAUGACAGCGUCCCCAUGCUGCUUAUUGGCACCGUGAACGACUCUGGACUGGGGCUGGAUAUAUGGUGGGUCUAA
This is a messenger RNA of Gregarina niphandrodes, 573 nucleotides long. Its product is annotated as DNA-directed RNA polymerase III subunit RPC8. Gene Ontology annotation, cellular component: RNA polymerase III complex. The coding region runs from base 1 to 573 and encodes 190 amino acids. Gene Ontology annotation, biological process: transcription initiation at RNA polymerase III promoter. Lineage: Eukaryota; Apicomplexa; Conoidasida; Eugregarinorida; Gregarinidae. The record is from RefSeq and is a predicted model, not a curated record. The transcript is spliced from 2 exons.